CUUGUUAAUGGAAUCCUUAGUCCCCCUACAUCUUAGUUCCAUAGAUAUAAAUUUAUUAAUCACUACAAACUAUUUUAUUAAAUAAUAAAGCAGUACUUAAUCUACAUAAUUUUCCUGAAUUAAACUAACAAAAUGUAUACAUUAGUCCUUUUAAGGCAUGGCGAAAGCGUUAUGAACAAAGCUAACCGCUUCUGUGGAUGGAUUGACGUAGAUCUGAGUGAGGAAGGAGAAAAACAAGCCAGAGAUGCAGCGGAGCUUCUGAGACCAUUCAAUUUUAGAUUUGGUCAUGUUUACACUUCUAUCCUGAAACGUUCAUACGAAACUGCAAGAUUAGUCCUAGAGACGUUAAAUCACCCUGAAGUCCCCAUGACUAAAACUUGGAGGCUCAACGAACGUCACUAUGGCGCCCUUCAAGGCUUAGACAAGGAGGAAACGGCUAAAAAGUUCGGAGAGGCUAUGGUGAAGGUUUGGAGAAGAUCAUACGACAUUAGGCCACCGCCAGUUGACGAAUCAAGUGAACACUAUCCAGCCAAUAAUCCAGUGUUCGAUGUUGUUCCCAGGGAGUUCUUGCCAAACGGAGAAAGCCUAAAGCUAACAUUGGAGAGAGUUAUGCCAUUUUGGGAAGGAGAGAUAGUGCCUGAACUCAGAAAGGGCAAGCCUGUUUUUGUUGCUGCUCAUGGCAACAGCCUGAGAGGGUUGAUAAAGAUGCUGGAUAACAUGAGCGAAGCUGAGGUUCUGGAGUUUAACCUCCCGACCUGUGUUCCAGUACUCUAUUAUCUUAAUGAAGACUUAUCUGUAAGCAGUAAAAAGUACCUUUUAGAUGAGGAAUCUCUAAAGGCCAAGAUGGAUGCUGAAAGCAAUGUAAUGAAAAGCGGAUCGAAGGAUAAAAGCGCUUGAUCUAAUUUUGCAGCUAUGAUCUGGCAUCGAUAUUUUCGCGGUAUUGGACCUGGCCCCUGGACAUUCCAGGAUCCCGAUUUUAUACCCAUUAAUGAUACAUAUAGCCCAA
Molecule: messenger RNA, 1006 nt
Organism: Theileria parva strain Muguga
Lineage: Eukaryota; Apicomplexa; Aconoidasida; Piroplasmida; Theileriidae
Gene: gpmA2
Product: phosphoglycerate mutase 1 family protein
Exons: 6
Coding region: 133-897 (254 amino acids)
Biological process (GO): glycolytic process
Molecular function (GO): intramolecular phosphotransferase activity
Source: RefSeq, a predicted model, not a curated record